Molecule: messenger RNA, 2019 nt
Organism: Penicillium longicatenatum
Lineage: Eukaryota; Fungi; Ascomycota; Eurotiomycetes; Eurotiales; Aspergillaceae
Exons: 15
Coding region: 1-2019 (672 amino acids)
Source: RefSeq, a predicted model, not a curated record
AUGGAUUCUUCAAUAACUAUGGAUGAUUAUGGGAUCCCCGUCAUCGAAACCGAUGAAUCGCUUUUUUCCAUAAUUCCAAAACUCUCUCAAUUUAUCACCAAUGCAGUUGGUGAAAUUGCAUUCUCCUUUGAGGCCAUGAGCCAUGAAUCUCGAGGCCACCGUCUUCGUGAACUUGUGCACGCCUUGGCCGAGGACAGUCACAAUCCCUUCAUUAUUGUAGCCCUGAUGAUCCUCAAGUGGGAAUUUUCAAGUGCCGAGGACGACGACUGGGGAUUGAAUGAGAGUCGAGGGGUAGCCUGCGAGUUUGUUGCAUGGCAAUUCCUAUGUCAUCUAAACCAGAUCGAGGCCAUUGAUUUCCUAUUGGAGGAGCUUCCGAUUCCCCGUCGCAACUCAACAAACCUCACCGAGGUUGAAAGGGGUGAUCCUGGGUUUGAACUUGCCCCCGAAACAGAAGCAACGCCGCUUCUGUUCCGCUCGCCAACCCCUCUCAAUCUUCUUGGUUUUGGUAAAAGGAGCGCAGCGGCUCAAAAGAAUCAGGAUUACUCGGAGCUAUAUGGCUCCGACCACGAGAGCGAGGAUAACUCGCGGUACUUCCAAUUCUUUGGGCUAAAUGCACUGGAGAUUGCGGCUGUUGCCCAAGCCAAAAAGUUCCUCAGUCAGCGCGUGGUUCAGCGAAUGGUGAACGACAUCUGGAAUGGAGAGAUUGUUUUCUGGGACUCGCUCACCGUCCAUUCGACCAAGAAGCCCCAAAUAUUCAAUUCGAGGACUUCAGAUCCAUACUCGCGCAUGCGAGUCCCUGUAUAUCGAAAGAUGUUUGAGGCAGUUUUCUUUCUUUCCCUGUUGUUUUUGUACUAUACAGUACUCGUGGAAAGGUCGCCAACAUCAAUUGGUCGCUUUGAAAUUUUGAUGGACAUUUGGAUUGUCGCUUUUGCCUACGAUGAGCUUAGUGGCAUUGUCGAUGCCGGAGUGCUUUUCUAUCAAAUGGACUUCUGGAGUUUGUGGAACCUCGCCAUCAUAGGAGUCGGAUUUGCAUUUAUUAUCACUAGAGGCAUCGGCCUGUUUAAAAAGGAUGACUACAUUCUCAACUUGUCAUUCGAUAUUCUCUCCUUAGAGGCACUGUUUCUUGUCCCAAGAAUAUGCUCGCUUGUGAGCUUGAAUGCAUAUUUCGGAAGUUUGAACGAACAGAUCCCUGUGAUGAAAGAGAUGACGAAAGCAUUUUUGAGGUUUUUACCUGUGGUGCUUGUCAUUUACACGGCAUUUCUCACGACCUUUUCGCUUCUUGCUCGUGAUCGAUUUUUCGUCGGCGAGAUGUCGUUCUUGCUGUUAAAAGUGUUCUUUGGGUCUGGGACGCUUGGAUUUGAUAACGCACUAAAGAUUUCGCCGAUCUUCGGCUAUGGCUUGAUGUUGAUUUUCGUCCCCUUGAGUAACUUUUUGCUCCUUGCAUGCCUUAUCAGUUUGAUGGGUAUGAGUCUAGAGGGAGUAAUGGCUCAUGCCCGCGAGGAGUAUCUCUUCCAGCUAUCUAUCUACGUCCUAGAAAGUAGCAAUUCCCGACGCCUGACAUAUUUCCUGCCACCACUGAACCUAAUUCCACUGCUAUGCAUCCGCCCUUUACGACUAUUUCUAUCCGCGGGGACAGUCCGCCGAGUACGCAUCGUCUUACUUCGAGCAACGCAUCUUCCGUUUGUCACGAUGAUCUGGUUUUAUGAGUCAAUUCGUCAAAGUUCAGGCAAAUCAUCCUCCCGGUCCUCGAGACCAUUAGGAGGGCGACCACCUAGUACCGCUACGAGCGAGCCUAGUGUAUCCAGAUUUCAGGCCCCAUUACAUCCUUCCGUGGUCGAAGUCAACCGUCUAAGGCUUGGUCAUGAGCGACUGAAUGUUGACUCGCAGGGUGCAAGUGAAUCUAACCUAGCGCGACCUGGACAGACACAGCUCGCGGAUGUGGUGGACGCUGUGGAACGACUUCGGGUACAGGUUGAGCGUGUGAGUAUGACGCUUGCGGCGCAGCAACGAGACAACUAG